Molecule: messenger RNA, 1661 nt
Organism: Tripterygium wilfordii
Lineage: Eukaryota; Viridiplantae; Streptophyta; Magnoliopsida; Celastrales; Celastraceae
Product: probable glucuronosyltransferase GUT1
Exons: 8
Coding region: 69-1457 (462 amino acids)
Molecular function (GO): glycosyltransferase activity
Source: RefSeq, a predicted model, not a curated record
CGUUGUCGUUGGUGAAGCAUCGUUUGUUUCAGAUACAUCCCACUGACAGAAACAGCAAGAUUUGGGACAUGGCAAGUAUUGCCAUGGGAGGCUUAAUCAACAACAAAUCUCGACACCAACAUCCUCCUAUCUGCACUCGCACUCAUCAGAUCGGCGCUCUUUUCCUGGUCAUAUCAACCUUCUUCCUCACUCGCCUCUUCGACCGCUCAUUCUCUCCCUGCACCCUCGACUCCUCCCUCGAUCACAGCCGCACAUCGGAAGAUGGGGUUGUCCAUUUCACCGACGGAGGUUAUCUCUCCUGGCCUUCCCGGGGCUACGGUACCCACAUCUCCCUCAAGAUCUACGUGUACGAUGAGUCCGAAAUCGACGGGCUCAAUGCUUUGUUGCGAGGCAGAGAUGGCUCCAUCUCUCCCGAAGCUUGUCUUAAAGGCCAGUGGGCCUCUCAGGUUAAAAUACACAAGCUGCUUCUGCAAUCAAGAUUUCGGACAAAAAAGAAAGAGGAAGCAGAUUUUUUCUUCGUUCCAGCAUAUGUGAAAUGUGUUCGCAUGAUGGGAGGUCUUAAUGAUAAAGAGAUAAAUCAGACCUAUGUCAGGGUGUUAAGUCAAAUGCCAUAUUUUAGGAGAUCUGGAGGCCAAGACCACAUAUUUGUUUUCCCUAGUGGUGCUGGAGCUCACUUGUUUAGAUCUUGGGCAACAUACAUAAACCGUUCCAUAAUUCUUACACCUGAGGGGGAUCGGACGGAUAAGAAAGACACUAGUGCCUUUAAUACAUGGAAAGAUAUAAUCAUUCCUGGCAACAUUGACGAUGGAAUGACUAAAAGUGGUGCUAGGCUAAUCCAGCCUCUUCCUUUAUCAAAAAGGAAGUAUUUGGCAAAUUACUUGGGUCGUGCCCAGGGAAAGGUCGGUCGUCUUCAGUUGAUAGAGCUUUCAAAGCAAUAUCCUAACAAGUUGGAAUGUCCAGAUUUGAAGUUCAGUGGCCCUGACAAGCUAGGAAAGAUGCAAUAUUUUGAACACCUGCGCAAUGCCAAAUUCUGUUUUGCUCCACGUGGAGAGUCGUCUUGGACACUUCGCUUCUACGAGUCCUUUUUUGUGGAGUGUGUUCCGGUUUUAUUAUCAGACCAAGUGGAAUUACCUUUUCAAAAUGUAAUUGACUACACCCUAAUAUCAAUCAAAUGGCCAUCCACGCAAAUAGGUCCCCAGUUAUUGGAGUACCUGGAGUCAAUACCAGAUAAAGAUAUAGAGGAGAUGAUAGCCCGUGGUAGACAUUUACGGUGCUUAUGGGUUUAUGCCCCAGAAUCGGAGCCAUGCUCUGCCAUGCAGGGAAUAAUGUGGGAACUUCAGAGGAAAGCGAGACAAUUUCACCAGUCAGCUGAAACGUUCUGGCUGCACAACCAAUCUGUUGUAAAUAGAAAUUUAGUCGAGUUCUCUCGCUGGAAACCUCCCAUGAAUUUGCCCUGAUUUUGCCUGGAUAACUUUAGCUGACCUGCUAAUUUCUUUCCCCAUUGUUGAGCGCUGUACCAGUCGCCUCUUAAAUUUCGACUCUAGUACUUUAAAUUUAAUAUAUAUAUCUUAUGUAUAAACAUAUGUAUGACGUGUAUCCGAUUAUGAGGGAAAUUGUUGAUAAUAGUAUAGAUAAAUUUUCUUCCACAUCUCUUCAAUUCA